AUGAGCUGUAAGUACCUGGAUGAAGCUGAUAAGAAGGUAGAGGCAGCGCGGCGUGAGCAUGAGAAAGCCUGCCAGCGCCUGUCAUCCCUUCAACCUUCCCGAAUUGCAAAGAACGGCUUGCAUUUGUUGGCAGAGAAGAACCUCAACCUGCAAGACAUCGACCAGAUCCUACGAACCUUGACAGACAAUAUCGUCAAGACGCAUCUCGGUAGCGUUACCCGCACGCUCCGAAUGUAUUCACCAGUGGCGCUCAAUGUUAGCGCGGAUGAGGGCAGGCGAUUGAGUAGAGAGGAUAAGAAGAAAUCACGCAAGAAGCACCUCCUGCACCACCUCUUUCAGAUCCAAGGUCAUCUCUCGGCAAUCGAGGACAUUUCUCGUCUGUAUUCGACAAUCUCAGAGAAAUAUAUUCAACCUGGCAUAGAUCACAUGGAUAGCCUUGACCGCUCAGAUCUAGCUAUAUACAAGCUCAACCGCAAGAGACUUAGCGAGUGGCACCAAGUAGCCAGUCAUGAGAUUCAUCAACUGAUGAUCGAGGGUACCCAGACAAUUCCAGCAAACGUGAACCUGCAUGUAAGAACCGUUGUUGACAAGGCAAUUGAACACCAAGAAUUCUGGUUUGCUUAG
Aspergillus fischeri NRRL 181 is the source of this 624-nucleotide messenger RNA. RefSeq lists its product as uncharacterized. Bases 1 to 624 code for a protein of 207 amino acids. Lineage: Eukaryota; Fungi; Ascomycota; Eurotiomycetes; Eurotiales; Aspergillaceae. The transcript is spliced from 5 exons. The record is from RefSeq and is a predicted model, not a curated record.